AGAAAUAAACCCCCAUCCGGUUUGCUCCGAUGGGAACCAACUCAGAUACCAAAGAAGUUGUGAAAGUAGUCACGUGACAACGCGUGUCAUAAAAACGGGCGCCUUCGUGCGAGAAGUAUAUUGUUUCUGUGUUUCGGGUCAUACUUGCAUUAAAUCGUUCACAAAGCACAUCAUAAAGCCAUAAAGGAAAAGCCGCUCGCGCAGAUGUCGUGUUCGCUGGUUGGCUGUGGAGCGCGGGUCCCUCUGCAGGACGGCCGAGCCGCGGUUCUGGGCCGGGGGCCGGACACCGGAGUCACCGACAAGAAGUGCUCCAGGCACCAGGUGAAGGUGGUGGCGUGCUAUGCAGACCAGGAUGUUGUUGUUACUCAGCUUGGUCCUAAUCCCAGUUUCCUGGACGGUGAGAAACUGGGCCGCAACCAGUCCGGUAAACUCACCCACGGUGGCACCCUCUUCCUGGUUGGCCAGUGCCACCCUUUUAAACUGCACUACUCCCCGAGCUCCAACGGCGCCACACCGAAAGGCCUAAAAGCCACCGACAAGACGAGAGGCGGGAGGAACGGGAAAGACAAAGAGGCUCCCAAGCGCAGUUUAAAGGAUUUCUUUUCUACCUCUCCCAUGAAGUCAUCUAAAAGACAGCUGAGUCCGGAGGGGGGGCACCCUGAGGUGAAGCGCCAGAAACGAGACGAGGGGGCCUCGGAUGGACGGGUGAAUGACGAAGACGAGGAGGAGAGGAUGGCCGAAGAGAAGCUCAGGCAGCUGAGGGAGUGGUCAGAGAAGUUAUCGGCGGAGAGGCCGAGCGGCGCCCAGCCUUCGUCCUCUUCGCCCUCGUCAUCCUCCUCGAAGGAAUGCCUGAAGAGCAGCUGGCAGCAGGUCGGCAGCCUGAUGCUCUACACGGCCGCCGGCGUCAGAGGGAGCGAGAAGAUUGCGGGGUUCGACAUCGACGGCUGCAUCAUCACCACCAAGUCUGGGAAAGUCUUCCCCACCGCGCCGGACGACUGGAAGAUCCUGUUCUUCGAGAUUCAGCCCAGUCUGGCCAGCUUGCUCAAGAGAGGAUACAAGGUGGUGUUCUUCACCAACCAGAUGGGCAUCGCCAGAGGGAAACUGAAGCCGGAGGUCUUCAAGUCCAAGGUGGAGGACAUCCUCGCCGCGCUGCAGCUGCCCGUGCAGGUGUUCGUCUCCACCAGUCCUGGAAUCUACAGGAAGCCGGUGAUGGGCAUGUGGAACCACCUGUGUGAGAAGGCAAACGACGGCGUGGCCGUUGACAAGACGCAGACCUUCUAUGUCGGAGAUGCUGCCGGAAGGCCGGAGAACUGGGCUCCAGGAAAGAAGAAGAAGGAUUUCUCCUGCAGUGACAGACUGUUUGCUCUGAACAUCGGGGUGCAGUUCCACACCCCGGAGGAGUACUUCCUGGGCUGGAAGAGCGCCCCCUACAGCAUGCCUAGCUUUGACCCCAGGAAGCUCGACUCCACGGCCGCGCUCUACGACCCUCCGGGCGCCGCGCUCACCGCCGGCGCCACCGAAGUCAUCGUGGCCGUCGGUUUCCCUGCGUCCGGGAAAUCCACCUUCUUCCACGCCCACGUCGUCCCCAAAGGCUACGCCUACGUCAACAGGGACACACUGGGGUCGUGGCAGAGCUGCGUGACGGCGUGCGAGCGCGCCCUGAAGGAAGGCCGCAGCGUCGCCGUGGACAACACCAACCCAGAACCCGAGGCCCGCAAACGGUAUGUGGACGUGGCGAAGGCGGCAGGAGUGCCGUGUCGCUGUUUCCACUUCUCAGCCUCCCUGGAGGAAGCCAAGCACAACAACCGGUUCCGUGAGAUGGCUCCAUCGGACACCAAACACGCCAAGGUCAACGACAUGUUGUUCCACAGCUACAAGAAACACUUCGUGGCUCCGGCGCUCACGGAGGGAUUCUCCGAGAUCCUUCAGAUCCACUUUGUCCCGAACUUCAAGGACAGCCAAUCAGAAAUCUUAUUCCGGCAGUUUUCUGAGGGCUGAUUGGACGGCCGGCUUUCCGACGCCCGUUUGACACGAACACAGGAAAUACAAUUUAAAAAGUGCAGAAAAUGAGACCGAGUGAGUCCGUUAGUCUCAGCUGGUGGAUUGUAUGCGAAUGUACAGUUAUAUAUAUAUAUAUAUAUAUUGCCAUUAUACAUGCCUCAGAUGAUGUCAUACAUGUUGAGUUGAGAAAGAAUCUCUGAAAACCACGAUAAUCAUUUCUCUUUAAUAUUUUGUAUGAUGAGGAACCUUCCCGUCCUUUUUGAAAGUUAGUUUACCUCCACUAUAAAAUUCAUCCGUCAUCCUUUUCACAAUAAAGCCUUUGAACAAAAAAAAAUUUAGCAAUUGGGGACAGAGCA
Pseudoliparis swirei is the source of this 2357-nucleotide messenger RNA. It is a transcript of the gene pnkp, whose product is annotated as polynucleotide kinase 3'-phosphatase. Gene Ontology annotation, biological process: DNA repair. Gene Ontology annotation, cellular component: nucleus. Lineage: Eukaryota; Metazoa; Chordata; Actinopteri; Perciformes; Liparidae. Gene Ontology annotation, molecular function: polynucleotide 3'-phosphatase activity; double-stranded DNA binding; protein binding. The coding region runs from base 205 to 1998 and encodes 597 amino acids. The transcript has 17 exons. The record is from RefSeq and is a predicted model, not a curated record.